This is a messenger RNA of Colius striatus (speckled mousebird), 417 nucleotides long. RefSeq names its product ripply transcriptional repressor 3 (gene RIPPLY3). Lineage: Eukaryota; Metazoa; Chordata; Aves; Coliiformes; Coliidae. Gene Ontology annotation, biological process: embryonic pattern specification; negative regulation of transcription by RNA polymerase II. The coding region runs from base 1 to 417 and encodes 138 amino acids. The record is from RefSeq and is a predicted model, not a curated record. The transcript is spliced from 4 exons. Gene Ontology annotation, cellular component: nucleus.
AUGGAGGGUGCAGCUGCAGGUCUCCCGCUCCCGGCUUCAGCGGGUCUCAUCUGUCCCCACUCCCCGGGCGCCUGGCAGCAGCAGCAACAGAGACAGCGGCAACACCCAUCCCGGCCAAUAGAGCACCCACAGAGCAGCCCUGCUUUAUGGAGGCCUUGGAUGCUCACAGCAAGAGACAGUGAGAUGACAGAGAAUCAACAAAUGUCAGAACUGGAUGGUCAGCUAAUAAAUUUUAGAUCAAAAGGAGCCCUGGGGUUUCAACAUCCAGUGAGACUUUAUUUGCCCAAGUCCAAAGCCCAGAAGUUUCUUAAUAACAUUGGAGAGAAGGUCCUGGCAAGUUUUCCAGUACAAGCUACAAUUCACUUCUACAAUGAUGACACCGACUCUGAGGAAGAUGAAGAAAUCAGUUCAGCCUAA